AUGAGCCAGGUUGGAGAGAAGCAUGCAGAAGCAGUGAUCCAGCAUCCAGGUAUGACCUAUGAGACCCGGUUCAUAUACUAUCUGAAGAUCAGCAAACCAUCCAACAGCCCCGAGAAGAUUGUUUGGAUAGACUGUGGAGUUCAUGACAGAAUGGAUUGCCCUGCUUUUUGCCAUUGGUUUAUGAAAGAGGAACAUCUCCUACAGAAUGAUAAAGACAACAUGAGGACCAGCAGGCUCCCUAAGGAGCUAGCCUUCUACCUGCUUCCCGUCCUCAACAAUGAUGGUUGCACUACUUGGACAACAGGCCAUCUCAUGGUUCCUCUGUUUCAUGAUCCUCUCUGGAGGAAGUCCCACUCAUCCCAUAAUAAUGGCACAUGUCAUGGAAAUAUCAAUCAAAAUUUCAUUGUCUCCUGGUGUAGUAUUGGCGCAUCCACAAACUGCCAAGAUUUAACAUUCUGUGGGAGAGAAUCAAUGUCGGAAUCAGAGACCAAAGCAGUCUCAAGCCUUAUAGAAAGCAGAAAGGACACCCUGUGCUUCCUGACUAUGCAGUCUUAUGGGCAGCUGACUCUCAUACCAUAUGGCUACACCAAAAAUAAACCAAGUAACUACGGAGAACUAAUUCAAGUUGGACAGAAGGCGGCAAAUGCAUUGAAAGCAAAGCGUUGAACCAAUUAUAGAGUUGGAUCAAGUGCAGAUAUUUUAUAUGCUAUGUCAGGAUCCUACAAAGACUGGACUCGAGACAUUGUCCCCUUCAAAUACACGGUUGAGCUGAGGAUCAACGCUACAUUUUUCUUUCUGCCUGAAGCCCGACUCCAGCCCACUUGUGAGGAAACCAUGGAAGCUCUGCUUUCACUCCUUGAUGGUGAGUAUGAGAAUUACUGGUCGCCAGCAGCGCCGGGAAGGACAACCACAAACUUUUUCACUUCUUGUGAAGAAAUCCUAAAGGAUAAGCGCAUGAGCUAUUCCUUGCAGCUGAAGUGUGAGCGUGAGGAAGUGAUCCAGGUCGCCUCCAUCACUAGCAAACACGAUGGCUAA
Molecule: messenger RNA, 1035 nt
Organism: Microtus oregoni (creeping vole)
Lineage: Eukaryota; Metazoa; Chordata; Mammalia; Rodentia; Cricetidae
Gene: Cpo
Product: carboxypeptidase O
Biological process (GO): proteolysis
Molecular function (GO): metallocarboxypeptidase activity; zinc ion binding
Source: RefSeq, a predicted model, not a curated record